Molecule: messenger RNA, 1346 nt
Organism: Acromyrmex echinatior (Panamanian leafcutter ant)
Lineage: Eukaryota; Metazoa; Arthropoda; Insecta; Hymenoptera; Formicidae
Gene: tara
Product: SERTA domain-containing protein 2 taranis
Cellular component (GO): nucleus
Molecular function (GO): transcription regulator activity
Source: RefSeq, a predicted model, not a curated record
AGUUGUGCAAUGAUGGGUCUGCAGGCGACGGCAGGAAAACGCAAAUUGGAGGGUGGUGUCGGCUGUAUGGAAUUCCACAUGGACUUAGGCGAGAGUCCGUCGAAGCUCGGACGCGUGGAUGGUAGCUGGUGGGCGAUGGACGACAGUUAUGGGCCGCCCCUGAACCAGACAUCAACGUCAUAUUACGAGAUGGAAGUGAGCUCGCCUUGCCUACAGGCGACGAACUCGUGCCAGCCCUCGACGACGAGUUCUCCGCAGUCGCAGCAGCAACAGCAGCAACAGCAAUCCCCGCAACACCCGUCGCAACACCAUCCAUCUUCCCAAUCGCCGCAACAGGCGCAGCAACAGCAGCAGCAGUCACAACAACAGCAACAGCAGCAACAACAACAAUCGCCGGCGUCAUCCUCGACAUCGGCCUCGUCCACAGUGACACAGUUGCAUCAUUAUUAUCAUCACCAACGCACCACCGUUAGUCCUAUCGGCAGCAACGGUUACAGCCAGCUAUCGAGAUCUCAACCACAAUGGGGCGCUCUUCAUCAUUACGAGCCACCAACGAUACGUCGAGAGGAAAACGGCAAGAGCUAUCUGGAGCUCGGUUCGAGUUACCGGGCGAACGAGCGGUGUUGCGAAGGUUCCAAGUCCAGCUGGUGUCGGCGCGGCCGAGCCUGUUACAGGCAGCGGCGGCUCGCCGUGCUUAACAUUUCAAUGUGCAAACUCGCCAGGUACCGCCAAUUCCCGGAUCCGAGCCUCCACCGAUCGGUACUGAUCUGCAAUACUUUGAGACACUUGGAACGUGAGAUGGAAAGGGACAGGAGUCCACCACCUAUGGAGCCGGUCGUGCCGGCUCCAAUCGCUCAAUUGCAACCGCCCGAACAGGGUAGGUUAACACCUUUCCCUGUGCCCCCAACGUCGUCAGGCGAGACUGACGUCGAUUCUGGCAUCGGUGACAGCGACGACAGCCGAUCGAUCAAUUGGGGUAGUGUACUAUCUUUAUCGAGUCAGUCGCCACUCGACCCGCUCAACAACAACGAAUUACUGGAUGUGGACAUUGGGCCCGAUCUCGACCUGGAUUUUAUGCCCGGGUGGAAGCUGACGCCUCUUUCAGCGGAUGACAUUCUGAGAAGUACAACGACGACCCAGGAACAGCAUCAUCAUCACCACCACCACCACCACCAUCAUCACCAUCAACAUCAUCAUCACCAACAGCAACAGCAGCAGCAGCAGCAACAGCAGCAGCAGCAGCACAACAGCAACACCUGAUGUCGUCAGGGAACAGUUGCGGCAGCAGCUGCGGUAAUAGCAAUGUCAUUGGAAGCGCCGGCGUCAGCAACGUUGGUAGCAGCAGU